UAGGUAUGCAGAUGGCAUGGUGGUAGGACGUAACCAUACUACAUUUGGGGUAAGGGGAACAAAACUGGGGGAAUGAAUUUUGACACUGCACUUUCUCUGUCCAAUUUGUCUCUCUGUGUGUGUUUGUAGAGGUGAUGGCCGUUUUAUCCCGUCUGCGCUCCCCCAAGCUGUCCUUCUUACAGACCCUUCUGGCCUUGGCCCUCUCGGCUGUGGCCCUGUUGUCCUCUCAUUGGUGUUCCGGUAGACAGAAGGUACCGAAGCCGCUCUGCACCACCUCCAGGCUGCACCACUGCACCCCUGUCCCUGGUGUGUCCAACACAUCAUCUCAGUUCUCCUGGGAGACCGGUGAUGACCGCUUUAUCUUCCCUACCUUCCAUGCUGGAAUCUGGAGUAGCUGCGAGGAAAACAUACACACAGAUGCUUGGGAGGAGAAAUGUCGCAGUUUCAUGGCUCUGACGCCUGGAUCAGAGAAAGCAUUCUUCUGGCUAUGUGUGGGGAUGGAGCUGAUGUAUAUCAGUCUGUUGUGUAUCAGUUGUGUGUUACUGUCAGUGCAGUUGUGUUUGUCUGCCUGGUGGCCGCUGGCUCAUCACUGGGGGCGGCUGCUGAAUGCUCAUGCUGCUGUCUUCACUGUGCUGGGAGGUUUGGUGGGGAUGGUGGCUCACAUCAUGUUCAUGCAGGUGUUCCAGGUCACAGCCUCAAGUGGGCCAGAGGAUUUCAAACCACACAGUUAUGGAUACUCAUGGGCCUUUUACGUGGCAUGGGUGGCCUUCACCUGCUGUAUGUCCUCUGGUAUCUCCACGCUGAAUAACUACACUAAGAAGGAGCUGAUGGUGGGGCUGAAGCAGAGGGCCGUGUUUUAUCCCUGCAGAAACUUUACCUUUCCAACUCAGUCAUCACACAUGCCAUUCUACUGCCCACCCCCACCAUCACUGCCUCCACCAUCUCCCCCACCACCACCUCUGUCACCUUUAUCGCCCUACUAUUGCCCCCCUUCCCCAUCUUCCCCUAACGAAUCCUUCACCCCUCCCCCUUCCCCUCCUGCUCCUGCCACCUCCGUUCUGCACCCAUCAAACCCCAUCCUCUUACUCUGCACAUGGGUCAACACACUGAUCAAAUUUCUCUGUUCCUCAUCCAAGCUCCUCAACUACAGCUGGUACUGGGCUUUCCAUGGUUUUACUGGCACAACCCGUGGCUGGACUGGCUGA
Colossoma macropomum (tambaqui) is the source of this 1205-nucleotide messenger RNA. Its product is annotated as germ cell-specific gene 1-like protein. The transcript is spliced from 6 exons. NCBI's taxonomy places the organism in Eukaryota, Metazoa, Chordata, Actinopteri, Characiformes, Serrasalmidae. Gene Ontology annotation, cellular component: plasma membrane. The coding region runs from base 135 to 1205 and encodes 356 amino acids. The record is from RefSeq and is a predicted model, not a curated record.